CCUCAACAUCCAGCCCACCUUGACUAACCGGGCAUCACGAGAGGCGGCGUCUCGAUUUCAUUGUGAACCCGGAAUCUCGCUAGCGCAUCACAUGACAACCGUACCGGAUGCCUUGCCGGCAGCGUCGCGCUACGCAACCGAGGGCUAUCGUGUUGAGACGUACUUAGACCAGAUGAGGCGCCGGCGAGUGCCCCAUUCCCCAUCACAAGCGUCCCGUACUUCGCAUCACAAUGGUUUCUGAACCCAAGAUCGUCCGUGAGGGACACCCCAUCCGCGACUGCCGCCCGUACAAGGUCAUCUUCAUCGGGGCGGGCCUCCUCGGCAUUCACUUCGCCGCGCGCAUUCAGCAGUAUGGCCCCGGCAUUGAGGCCGUAGUUUACGAGCGUAACCCCGACGUAGGCGGCACCUGGUACAACAACACGUACCCCGGCGUCGCGUGCGACGUCCCGAGCCACGGAUACACUCUGAGCUGGUGCCCGUGGGGCGGGUGGCGUCGGUUCCAGGCGCCGGGUGAGGAUUGCCAGCGCUACGCUGAGUUCGCGGCGAGCAAGACCAACAUCCGCGACAUCACGCGGUUCAACACACGCGUCCUGAGUGCCAAGUGGGACGAGAACGCUGCCGAGUGGACGGUCGAGCUCGAAGAUGUCAACACCGGUGAGAAGUGGACCGACUCGGCCCCCGUUCUCAUCAACGGCUCGGGCGUGCUCUCCAAGCCCAAGCUUCCCAACCUCCCCGGGAUGGACAAGUUCAAGGGACGCCAGUUCCACUCGGCGAAGUGGAACAAGACGCCGACAUCCGAGCUCAAGGGCCUGCGCGUGGCGCUUGUGGGUGCGGGCUCGACGUCGCUCCAGAUCCUCCCAGAGAUCCAGAAGGAGGCCGCUCACGUCGACCAGUACAUCCGGUCUGAGACAUGGGUUGUCACGCCGUUCGGCGCCGACGUGCGCGCGGCCUUCUGGGGCCUUGACCCCGUCCAGGCGUUCAGCAGUGAUGAAGAGAGCUUCUCAAACCCGUUCUACUCGGAUGAGCAGAAGGAAAAGCUCACGAACGACGCGGCGUUCAUGCAGAAGCACCGCAAGGACAUCCUGGACAGCACCAACAAGAUGUUUGCCUACGGUCUCACCGAGCUCGACAGUGAGGCGCGCAAGCAGGGCGAGGCCAUGUACGUCGAGAUGACCAAGGCCAAGCUCGCCAAGCGCCCCGACCUCCUUGACCUCUUCCUACCCAAGUGGAGCAUUGGGUGCCGUCGCCUCACGCCGGCUGUCGGCUACUUCAACGCUAUCACCUCGGACAACGUCGAUGCCGUGCGUACAUCCGUCGUCAGCGUGGACGAGACCGGCCUGACCGGCGCCGACGGCAAGCACCGCGAGUAUGACUGCAUCAUCUGGUCGACGGGCUUCGACACGUCCUUCUACCCCUCCUUCAGCGUCACUGGCCGCAACGGCAGCCAGCUGUACCCCGUCGAGGCGCGGGCGUACCUUACCGCCCACGCCGAGGACAUGCCCAACUAUUUCACCAUCGGUGGCCCCGGCCUCAUGAGCUUCAACGGCGAUUACCUUGGCGGCCUCGAGAAGAUCCUCGACCACAUCCUUCACUUCGUCUUCAAGCUCCAGCGCGAGCGCUACCAGAGCGUCUGCGUCAAGACCCAGAGCGUCAUCGACUUCACCGACUACAUCGACGAGUACCUCAAGCGGACCGUGCACACCCAAAACUGCAGCAGUUGGUACAAAAACGGCUCCAAGGACGGCAAGGUGCGCGCCAUCUGGUGUGGAACCAGUCUGCACCUGUACGACGCCCUCCUCCAGCCUGCAUGGGAGGAAUUUGACUGGGAGCGCUACCCACAUGAGCGUGCAGGGCCCGCGCGCUUCAACUGGCUCGGCAACGGGCGCACGCGCUCAGAGCUGGCAAACGGUGACUUUACCUGGUACAUUCCCGAGGUCAACGCAGGUGACAUCAAGGUUCCCACGGCCAAGGACACGACGCCCCUCCACGACCUGUACAACUUUUAGGCAACGAUACAUUCAGAAGAUUUAGUGACACAAUACUUGUCGGUAUGCAAUGGAGAUACCCAC
Cutaneotrichosporon oleaginosum is the source of this 2069-nucleotide messenger RNA. RefSeq lists its product as uncharacterized. The record is from RefSeq and is a predicted model, not a curated record. Gene Ontology annotation, molecular function: NADP binding; N,N-dimethylaniline monooxygenase activity; flavin adenine dinucleotide binding. NCBI's taxonomy places the organism in Eukaryota, Fungi, Basidiomycota, Tremellomycetes, Trichosporonales, Trichosporonaceae.